CAUUUGCUGCAUCGCCUGCAACUCGUGAAGCUCACACGGAUCAUCACCGUUCUUCUUCUCCAAUGGCUUCGUCAUACUUGCACCGCUUCUUCUUCUUCGUCGCUUUGCUUCUCUCUGAGGUGUGUGGAAACCGGGUGGGGGAUUCGGGGAAGUAUCCCUUGGUUGUGAGCACAUGGCCUUUCGUGGAGGCCGUGAGAGCUGCUUGGACAGCUGUCGACAAUGGUUUAUCGGCAGUGGACGCAGUCGUGGAGGGUUGCUCGGCCUGCGAGGAGUUGCGGUGUGAUGGUACAGUGGGACCAGGUGGAAGCCCUGAUGAGAAUGGGGAGACUACAAUAGACGCCCUUGUCAUGGAUGGGGUAACGAUGGAGGUUGGAGCUGUUGCUGCAAUGAAGUAUGUAAAAGAUGGCAUCAAAGCUGCUAGAUUGGUGAUGCAACAUACCCUACAUACUUUGCUUGUUGGAGAGCCAGCCUCAGCCUUUGCCAUUUCAAUGGGUCUUCCUGGACCAACGAACUUGAGUUCGCCGGAGUCUAUUAAUAAGUGGACAAAAUGGAAAGAAAGUCUUUGCCAACCUAAUUUUCGGAAAAAUGUUUUGUCUGUUGACAGUUGUGGCCCCUAUCAUCCUAAGGACACUGCAAAUACAUGUGCGCAAGCUAACCCCGUGGGAACCAUUGAGUCAAGUCCAUCCCGAGUUGGACUUCAUAGCCAUGAUACCAUAGCCAUGGCUGUAAUAGAUAAAAUGGGGUUCCUUGCGGUGGGCACAUCAACUAAUGGCGCCACAUUCAAAAUCCCUGGAAGGGUUGGCGACGGACCAAUUGCUGGAUCUUCAGCAUAUGCCGACAAUGAUGUUGGGGCUUGUGGGGCUACUGGGGACGGUGAUGUCAUGAUGCGUUUCCUGCCGUGCUAUCAAGUUGUUGAGAGUAUGAGACAAGGCAUGGAACCAAAACUUGCAGCUGAGAAUGCUAUCCUGCGAAUCGCUCAGAAGUAUCCAGAUUUUGUGGGAGCUGUUUUUGCUGUCAAUAAAGAAGGCGAGCAUGCUGGUGCUUGCCAUGGAUGGACAUUUCAGUACUCAGUGAGAAGUGUGGAAAUGGAUGAGGUGGAGAUUUUCACUGUUCGACCUUCCACUGUGAGCAUGUUCACUAAGUGAAAGCCUGAAUAUGCUUCCAUGUGAGAUUGUCCUUGCUGAUUAAUGUAAACCAAAAACCAGUAUCACACUGGUAUUAGAGCGUCCAUGGCCUGGCUUGGCUCAUAAAUGCCCGAGGAAGUUGCACUGUCCUUGCAUGUUCCCUUCCUUCCCAAGGUUCCAUUUGGCGUUGACAAGCGUGUAAUAUGAGCAUUUACAGUGGAGAAACUCAAUAACUUUGGUAGAUAUCUCACAUUGAUUAUUUCACUGUAUAGAAGCUCAGUAUGAUGCA
Syzygium oleosum is the source of this 1413-nucleotide messenger RNA. Its product is annotated as probable isoaspartyl peptidase/L-asparaginase 3. The record is from RefSeq and is a predicted model, not a curated record. The transcript has 7 exons. Gene Ontology annotation, molecular function: N4-(beta-N-acetylglucosaminyl)-L-asparaginase activity. Bases 63 to 1145 code for a protein of 360 amino acids. NCBI's taxonomy places the organism in Eukaryota, Viridiplantae, Streptophyta, Magnoliopsida, Myrtales, Myrtaceae. Gene Ontology annotation, biological process: protein deglycosylation.